Molecule: messenger RNA, 2160 nt
Organism: Molossus molossus (Pallas's mastiff bat)
Lineage: Eukaryota; Metazoa; Chordata; Mammalia; Chiroptera; Molossidae
Product: zinc finger protein 709-like
Exons: 4
Coding region: 1-1896 (631 amino acids)
Biological process (GO): negative regulation of transcription by RNA polymerase II
Molecular function (GO): DNA-binding transcription repressor activity, RNA polymerase II-specific
Source: RefSeq, a predicted model, not a curated record
AUGAAGAGUUUUUCUCACAAGGACGCUGUGGCCAUUGAAGAUGUGGCUGUGAACUUCACCCUGGAGGAGUGGGCUUUACUGGAUCCUCCACAGAAGAAACUGUAUAGAGAUGUGAUGAAGGAAACCUUCAAAAACCUGGACUCAAUAGGUAAAAAAUGGGAAGAUCGUGACAUUGAAGAUCUGUACAAAAACCAGGGGAGAAAAUUAAGAAGUCAAAUGGUAGAAAAACUUUAUGAAAGUAAAGAGGGUAGUCAUUGUGGAGAAAAUUUCAGCCUUAUCCCAAAUCUCAGUCUGAACAAGAAAACUACUGGAGUGAAAACACAUGAAUGCAGGACAUGUGGAAAAGUCUUCAUGCAUUAUUUUUCCCUUAAUAUGCACAUCAGAUGUCACAGUGGACACAAACCACAUGAACAUCUGAAAUACAGAGAGAGGCCAUAUAAAUGUAAGUUAUGUGGGAAAGCUUAUAUUUCUUUAAGUUUAUUUCAAAUACAUCAAAGGAAGCACAUGGAAGAGAAAACCUACAACUGUAAGGAAUGUGGGAAAACCUUCCGUUUUCGUACAUCUUUUCAAAUACAUGGAAGGAUUCAUACAGGAGAAAAACAAUACGAAUGUGAGGAAUGUGGGAAACCCUUCAUGUGGCUAACAAGCUUUCGAAGACACAUGGCAAUGCACACUGGAUAUGGACCUUAUAAAUGUAAACAAUGUGGAAUGGUCUUUAGAUAUCAUCGUGCUUUUCAAUCACACGAAAGGACUCACACAGGAGAGAAAGCCUAUGAAUGUAAGCAAUGUGGUAAAGCUUUUAAUUCUCAACGUGGUUUCCAAAUACAUCAAAGCUAUCACAAAGGAAAGCACCCCUAUGAAUGUAAACAAUGUGGAAAAGUCUUUAGAUAUCAUCAUACUUUUCAGGCACAUGAAAAGAUUCACACAGGAGAGAAAAUCUAUGAAUGUAAGCAGUGUGGUAAAGUUUUCAAUUCUCAUCGAGGUUUCCAAGUUCAUGAAAGAUAUCACAAAGGAGAGAAACCCUAUGAAUGUAAGAAAUGUGGUAAAGCUUUCAGUUCUCAUCAAGGUUUUGAAAUACAUGUAAGAGAUCACAAGGGAGAGAAGCCCUAUGAGUGUAAGGAAUGCGGUAAAGGUUUCAAUUGUCAUCGAGGUUUCCAAUUGCAUGAAAGAAAUCACAAGGGAGAGAAACCCUAUGAAUGUAAAUGUGGUAAAGCUUUUGUUUAUUACUAUUCCUUGCAAUUACACAGAGGAACUCAUACUGGAGAGAAACCCUAUGAAUGCAAGGAAUGUGGGAAAGCCCUCAGCAAUCACCAAGGCUUAAAGAGACAUGAGAAACUGCACACAGGAGAGAAAUCCUAUGAAUGUAAGCAGUGUGGGAAAGCCUUCAUGCAUCCAUCAGGAUUUCGGACACACAUGAAAAUGCAUGCUGGAAAUAGACCUUAUCAGUGUAAGGAAUGUGGGAAAGCCUUCAUUUAUCCAUCAGGUGUUCGAGCACACGUGCUGCAAGUACAUAUUGGAAAUAGACCUUAUCAAUGCAAAGAAUGUGGGUUAGCAUUUUAUUUUCCCAGUACAUUGCGCAGGCAUGAAAUGACUCACACCGGAGAGAAACCCUGUGAAUGUAAACAGUGUGGUAAAGCCUUCAGAGAUUACAGUUACUUAAAAAUACAUGAAAGAAGUCAUACUGGAGAGAAACCCUAUGAAUGUAAGCAGUGUGGUAAAGCUUUUUUUUCUCAGCUAGGUUUCCAAGUACAUGAAAGAAGUCACACUGGAGAGAAACCCUAUGAAUGUGAAGAAUGUGGGAAAUCCUUCAGUUCUCCCAGUUCCUUCCGAAGGCAUAAAAAGACUCACUGGAUAAGUCCUGUUGAAUGUGAACAGCAUAGGAAAGACUUCAGUUGAUCCACAUACUGUACUUACAUGUGAAAAAGAAAAGAAAAAGAGAGAAAUGAGUAAUGUGAGAAGGCUUGAUGGAAAUUAAUCUAUGUGUAAUGUUCUAGAAAACUUUCAAUAUGAAAGAGUUAUUAUAAGUGUAAAUAUAUUGUGUUUUAUCAAGCUUCCUUAAAGUGCAUUGUUGGACUGUGGGUUUCUACUAAUUAUUUUCAGAGCUGAAUAUUCAGAUAAUUCUGUGACACAUCAUUCAACAACAAUAUAUAAGAUUAUAGA